Acytostelium subglobosum LB1 is the source of this 1284-nucleotide messenger RNA. RefSeq lists its product as hypothetical. The record is from RefSeq and is a predicted model, not a curated record. Gene Ontology annotation, biological process: protein modification process. The transcript is spliced from 2 exons. The coding region runs from base 1 to 1284 and encodes 427 amino acids. NCBI's taxonomy places the organism in Eukaryota, Evosea, Eumycetozoa, Acytosteliales, Acytosteliaceae.
AUGUAUGGAUAUGAUGUACAGUCACACUUGACCUACUUCAUGCUGUUGGAUGAGCUAUACUUGUCGAAAGACCCGAGGUGGACACCAGUCAAUGCUCAGACAGCACCAGUUGGAGACACUCUACAACAGACUAUUAAGCUGUCUCGCGCCUCCACCUCUGCCACAGACAUACCCCUACUUCUUACCAAUCUUACACUCGAGUUCAACUCACCUACAACCUAUAUAAGAUUACGUAAUAUCAAUAACAACAACAACAACGAACUUGAAGGGGACAUCACCUCACCCAACAACAAUGAAGUGGAGACAACAGAGAAGGAAGAGGAGGAGAAGCAUUUAUUGCGAUCAAUACCAUCAGGCUCAAUCAUUAGGAAUGCAAUCAGUGGAUAUCAGCUGAUGAUUGACAAGUUCAACCUGACAAGGAACUUGGCAAAGUCAAAGUACUUGGUGCCAACAAUGUUGAUUGAGAGAGGCCGCAUCACUCAGUCGUUCCAGGUUGACCAUUUUCAGCAAGAGACAGCGAUGGUCACAAGUCGAGAGUCGGUGCCAAUAGUUUGGUUCCUUAAGGACCCUCUAAAGAACAGAGGAGAGGGCAUAGAGUUGUUCCAUUCGGUGGACGAGUCACUCAAGCAUUGCCUGCCGAACAAGAGAUAUAUAUUACAACGCGAGAUUAUCCCAAUGCUAUUCAAUUCGUUCAAGUUCGACGUUCGCAUCAACAUUGCAUUGGUAUUCAACUCUGAUGAGACGAAGCUAUACAUCUACAACGAAGGCAUAAUGAGAUGCACGGGAACCAAGUAUGUCAGCGGCAGCGUGGAGAAGGGAGAGCAGUUCACCAACUUUUGCUUCCAACAAAAGUUGAACCCAUCGUUUGGCAAUAUUGUCCCACUGGCUGACUGGGACACGGAUGGCAGCCGUCUGGCAACGAUGGAACAGGCAGUGGGCGAGAUAUUCGACCUGUUCCUGCCGCGACUCAAUCAGCUGAGGCACAGCGGAGUGACCGUGUUUGGUCUGGACUUCAUAUUCGACAGCGAUGGACAUCCCUACCUACUGGAGAUCAACAACUCACCAUCGAUGUUUGUACAUAGUAACGAACGUGUGGCGUCCAUAUGCCGAAGGGCCAUCGCACAGUUGCCAGCACUGGCGUUUGAGCCACUAUUGGAAGGUGCCACUCCAAUUGCCAAGGACUGGAAGUUGUUGAGGGACUACACCAACAGACAUCGAUGUACCAACACUGAUUCAAAUGAUGAUGGACAAUCUGAAGACUUCAAUCUAUUUGAUGAUUUAUAA